Messenger RNA from Centruroides sculpturatus (bark scorpion), 4544 nucleotides. Its product is annotated as MKL/myocardin-like protein 1. Bases 1 to 3987 code for a protein of 1328 amino acids. The record is from RefSeq and is a predicted model, not a curated record. Lineage: Eukaryota; Metazoa; Arthropoda; Arachnida; Scorpiones; Buthidae. The transcript has 18 exons.
AUGGAGGUGGCGGAUAUGAGAAUGUUGAGAUGGAUGUGUGGAGUUUCAAGGAAGGAUAGAAUAAGGAAUGAGUUUAUUAGAGGUUCUGAUAAGGUGGGUCCCUACAGAAGGAAGAUGCAAGAAUGCAGGUUGAGGUGGUUUGGUCACAUAGAGAGAAGUAGUGAAGAUUAUGUUGGAAAGAGGGUCAGAAAACUGGUAGUGAAAGGAAGGAGGAAGAGAGGAAGACCAAGGCUGCAUUGGAAAGAUAAGAAUAUUCAGUUUCUUAUUGAAUGUGAUUUUAUUUUUCUAGAAAAAGGAGAUAAUCAAACGUAUUGGGGUAUCCAGUUAGAUCAAGAUCUUUUAGAAACCAUAGUUAGUAUAUAUCCAGAGUGGUUUAAGGAUUGUAAUUUUUGUAUUUCGAAUAUGGCCGAAGGAAAUACCCAUUACAAGACAGAAAAUGGGAAAAUUAUAAUUCCCUUAUAUAACACGAGGGACAUGGAAUCUCCUCCCAAGGCUAUCGUAGAUGAUGCAUCUCUUCAGAAAGCCAUGAAUAAGAAUAAAGAAUCUUUGAAGGUGAAACUAAUGUUACGAAGACCCCUCAAUCAAUUAGUGGAACAAGGAAUUAUGCCAUCAUUAAAAACUUCACCACAUUUUCAUGAACAGAGGCAAAAACUGGAAAGAGCUAAGAUGGGUGACAUUUUAAAAAAUAAAAUUCAGCGAAGACCUGAUAGACAGGAGUUAAUACAGCAACAUAUUUUGGAAGAUACAAAAAUUGAUCCAAGUCUUCAAGACAAGCAGAGGCAAUUAAAAAAAGCCCGUCUAGCUGAUGACUUAAAUGAUAGGCUCUCCCAUCGUCCUGGUCCAUUGGAACUCAUAAAAGGAAAUAUCCUUCAGACUGAUGAAAAAUUUGCCCAGGCGGUAAAAGAGGGUCAAAUUCCAUUCAAGAGGACUUGCGAAGGUCAAACACAGAAACAUCCUCCCCCAAGAUUUCUUUUUGAAGAAGACAGUGGAAGUGAAGGUGCUUAUUCACCCCCAGAUGCUACAGAUCAAUCUCAAAAUAGAUGUGGUCAAAAUUAUAUCUUAAUGUAUAAUAGCAGACUAACAAUAGAUCCUGAAAAAAUAUGUAGUAACUGUACUAUGCAAGCAUAUGAAACUUGGGAACGUGUAUUUCUUCAUUGUGGUCCACCAAAUGCUCAAAAAAAUCAAUCAUCUUCAUCACCAUCAUCGUCAUCAUCAUCGAAUGCUGAAACUUCUUACGAAUUAUUAUUACAGCAACAGCAAUUGUUUCUGCAGUGGCAAUUAGAAUGGCAACAAAAGUAUCCUCAGAUUAUUCUUCCAGCAACUCAGAAAUCAAAUGGGGACCAAGGAACUGUAAAUGGAAGUAUUCAAAUAAAUACUCCAUCAAGUGACCAAUGUAUAAAUCAAGAAUCUUCUGCAAUCCAGUCAAGAAACAUUUCUAAAUUGGAGGACAUGAAAGGUAUUUCUGAAAAUUUGCAUUACUUUUAUGCCAAUUCACAUAUUCCUUCAUUAGAAAUCAGUGGAGCAUCUACUCCCAUGCAAGAUUCUCCUGAAUCCAUAGAUCUAAAAUCUUACAAAGAAGACGAAAGUAUCAACAAUAAUAUGUGCAUGUCUCACAUUCCCAAUCAUAUAAGCGGAGUUUCAUCAUCUUUGAAUAGAGAAGUGAAUGCAAGUUCUAAUAAGAGUAGAAAGAAAUCUAAAUCAAAGUCUCAACCUAAAACAAGAACAAUAAAAUUUCAUGAAUAUAAGGGUCCACCAAAUGCUCAAAAAAAUCAAUCAUCUUCAUCACCAUCAUCGUCAUCAUCAUCGAAUGCUGAAACUUCUUACGAAUUAUUAUUACAGCAACAGCAAUUGUUUCUGCAGUGGCAAUUAGAAUGGCAACAAAAGUAUCCUCAGAUUAUUCUUCCAGCAACUCAGAAAUCAAAUGGGGACCAAGGAACUGUAAAUGGAAGUAUUCAAAUAAAUACUCCAUCAAGUGACCAAUGUAUAAAUCAAGAAUCUUCUGCAAUCCAGUCAAGAAACAUUUCUAAAUUGGAGGACAUGAAAGUGAGUGAUUUGAAAGCUGAAUUGAAAAAAAGAAACUUACCUGUGUCUGGUUCAAAGCCGCAAUUAAUUGAAAGACUUAAACCGUAUUCAGACAUUUCAAAUUCAGCGUUAUCCUCGUUAUCGGAUACCGUAACUCCGGCAUCUUCAACCAACUCUUUACCUUUAACUAUCAGCAGUAUUUUUCUGGAUACAUCUGCAGCAACAACUGCGCCCAUUACUACUCCCUCUUCUGUUACAACAACCGUCGUUGCUACUACCUCUGUCACAACUGUCUCCGGUACGCCAUCCAUAACCAACUCACAAAAUGAAUCCGAAAUAUUUUCGCCCAUGUCUGUGAAUACUGUACCUACUAAAAUGAAUUCUAAUGCCGUUUGUGAAGAUGUCAAAUUGGGUAUUUAUAAAAUACCGUCCGUUACUCAAGUAGUUACUUCUCGACCUUCUUCUGUAGCACCCAUGGAAGUUGAUACUUCUCCCAGUAUGAUAAUGGAAGCAAUGGAUAUAAAUGAAACUGCAUCAACUCCAAUUACAAAUGAAGAAAUUGUUAAAUUACAACAAAAGAAAAUUGAAGAAUUGCAAAGAGAACUUCAAAGAAUGAACAAUCAUAGAGAUUUAAUUCUAAAAUAUUAUAUAAAACAAAACUAUAUUGGUACUGACAUUACUUUUCAUAUUUCAGGCACAUCUGGAAUCACAAAUGUAUUACCAUCUUCUCAACCAUCGUCGGCUGCCGUAAAGGCUAAUCUGGCAGCAUUUUUACAUAACCAGCAUUCUCUAGUACCCAUAACAAACGUGAGCAUAUCUAGUCCAGUAAUUUCACAAGUUGCCACGAGUCAACCAGUGGUAUCCAUUCCAGCUAGAGUUUUAACGGCUCAGCCGAACGUGGAUCAAAUCGAAUACAAUUCAAAACAGGCAAAUAUGCAGCCUCUUUCGAAUCUCAUACGAAAUUCUUCUCCAUCUCCAAAAGCCGCCGAUUCGUAUCCAAAUGGCAUAAAUCACAAAAGAAAUUCAUCGUUGUCCGGUUUUAACAAUAUGCUAGCAUCAAAACAAACAGAGAAGGAAAAACUGAACGAAUCUCCAUUUAUCACAAAACCACCCCCUGAUUAUAAUGAAGCCACAAAGCAAUUAGUUAAAUCUCAGCAAACUACAAAUUCCCAUUUUAUCAAUCAGCCCAGUAACAGAUCAGGUGACGAAGGAAUCAUCAAAAGUCAAGCCGUCGAUGACGUUUUAGAAAUCUUAAUAAAAAAUGGAGAAUUGCCACCUAGUGCAGCUCAAGAACCUCCAUUAUUAAACAGUAUUAAAACUGUUAAAAUACCAAAGUCGUCAUCAAAUAUUUCUUCUUCUAAAACUGGUUAUCCUAGUAAUGGAAGUCAGACGACAGGUUCUUGUAAUUUACAAUCCAUUGCACCUAGUCUUGUAAGUGGACACGUUGCAAUGACAUCUCCUCCGUCAACCAUAUUGGGAGAUCAAGAAAAUAAUGCAAAUACCCCAUUAGAUUUUGAUUUUCAUUUGGAUUUAGAUGACAUAGAAAUAAUGGAAUUAGGUGGGGUUCUAGUUGGAGAAGGUACUGGCAAUUCUGUUUCGAAAUUGGAAUCAAAUCAAAUGCAAUCAGUUGGCAAUAAUGAGCAAAACAUGUUGGAAGAAAAUGGCAAUCCAGUGGUUCUUUCAGACAAUACUGUAAAUAUGGAUGUCGAAUUAUCCGAUUGGUUAGACGUGAUGAUUCCUUCGACAUCGGCAGCCACCACCACUUCAAAUAUAUGUGUAAGUAAUAACAUUUUACAGCAAAAUAAUAACAACAAUAGUUAUCGAAACGAUCCCGAUCCUUUAUUAUCAACAUUAGCUAACAAUAAUGACCUACACGAUCUGUUUUCAAUUGAAGACCUGGACUUUAAAACUUCACCCAACGAUUUAAAUAUACACACUUGGGACAAAAUAGAUUUUGCUACUUAAGGUAAUGUGAUAACAUGUUUAAAUAAGAGUCAGAGUUUUAAAUUUGCUUAUCAUAUUGAUGCAAACAGUGACGCAGACUUUUUUAAACAUACCAGAUAAUUAAUGUACAUUGUAAAGAGGGUCUGUGACUCGAGAUUCUGAUGAGGACCAAAUAAUGUGAAUAACUGCUUGACCAUAGAUGAACGAAUUGCAAUGCGAAUGAAAUUGUAAUCGUUGUUUGUAGUUUUAAUAAUGUUUCAAUUGUGUAGCAUAGAAUGAAAAAAUGUAUAAUCAUUAAAUAUUUUGAUGUCCUGUAAUGUAAAUGACUGUUGUGAAAACUUCUAUUUAAUGACUAUUUUUAUUUUGAUCAAUGUAAUUGGGAUGUUCUUAGCUUCAAAGAUAUUUUCUUCUUUUUUUUAAUUUGAUCUUUGACAUAAGUGGGAAACAAAUUGCUUCCGACAGAGAGAAAUUUUAAUUUUGAUUCAUUUUAAAAUUUUAUUGUGCAUAUUUUAUUUAUAUAUCUGGGAAUUCUUUAUCAUUUUAUUUUGUAUCCAUUGUUCAAUAUAUAUAAAUAGUAU